Heterotrigona itama is the source of this 2254-nucleotide messenger RNA. The record is from the annotation of a GenBank genome assembly. NCBI's taxonomy places the organism in Eukaryota, Metazoa, Arthropoda, Insecta, Hymenoptera, Apidae.
GUAAACAUCCUGCUUUUCUUAGAUUACCGUGUCCAUGUCAUAUGCAUGAUAAACAUAAUUGGCAUUGAUUUUACGUGUCCUAGCAUACUAAUUGCAUUUUUCAAUGAUCAACGAAAACCACCACGUUAAAUAAAUCAAAAACUAUUCUUUGCUUUAUAAAUAUAUUUAGUUUCAUUUGUUGGCUUUAAAUUUUACCACAUUACUAAAAAAAAUUGUUCAUUAUGGAAAAACUACAUUAAUUUAAUUGCAAUGAUUGUAAGUUCCAGCUUGCUGUACUAUAUACGUUCCAGUUUUCUCAAGCUAUACGUUUGAUCAUCUUACUUACUCUUCCUCGUAAUAUAUAAUACUUAUAUUCGUUGUUAUCUACUGUGAUUAAAAUUUGGCCAAAGUUCACGAUAUAUUUACACAGGAAAGCAUGAAAGAAGGCUGUUGGUUUAAAGUUGAUAAAUUUCUCAUUUGAUUAAAUCCGUCGUGACGCCCUGUCAUAAAUAGAGGAAGCGAGUUCGGAUGAUUCAGUGUAAGUUGUGCCUCCGAAAGAGUGGUAAAUUUCGUAGCAAAAAUGAGAAACUAAUUGCCAUCGAACUUGCAAUAGUUCUAUCGAAACAUUUAAUAUACAAAGGAGCAACAGAGAGCAACGUGUAUCGCUGUGACGAUGUCAGAAAAUACGCAAACGGGGGGAUCCGUUGUGGCGGUGAACUUCGACAAUCUCGUGUUGAAACAGUGGCUUCACUGCAUCGGACCAAUUCACCGUUGCGAAGUGCUGAAAAAGGAAUAUAACCAUAAAACACGAUGGCUAUUGUUUCAGCUCAAAGCGGAUCUGCAAAAUUUAGGACUAUCGCAAAGGCAAGUUCAUCGAGGUUUGAUACAGUUAGCGACAAAACCACGUGUGGUCAUUAUGCGGCAGAUACCUUACAAGAAAUAUAGACCAAAGAGUCUGUUAGAACAUGAAGAGGAAAGGAAGAUUCUUCAUAAUUCUAGAACAAACGUUUCAAAUUUGCGAUUGGGAAGUGAAAAUGUACAUAAAACAAACAUGACAGAAAGAUAUGUGAAAAGAAGAAACAAAUAUAUUAGAGAAAAUGAUGGAAUUGUAGCAUAUAAAGAUGCAUCGAUAAGCAACAAUCGAAAAUUAUUUUCACCAAACAAAUGUAAAUUAGACGAUCAAGUAACAACAAUUCAUUCCUUUGACCAAGCUCUGGAACAGUUGGAUAAAAUUGUUCCUUCAAAAAUAAGGGUACAUGAAAAAUUAUCCAACAAUCGAUCUUUCAGUGUUUCGAUGAAUGGCAUUCAUAAAUCACGAUAUAAUAGCAUAGUUUUAAAUAAAAAAUAUGGUAGAGAUGAAAAUCAUAUUGAAAAUAAAGAAAAACACAAAAAAACACAGAAAACUUCUGAUUUAAUAUUUAACAAAGUAGGUCCAAAGAAAGUACAAAUAUCUGAUGAAAAUAAAAGAAAUCACGUAAAAUUAAAUCAAAAUUCUUGUUCUAAUAAGAUAAGUGAUUAUACUACGUCAAAUGUUUAUAAAAAGGUAGAUACUAAUUGGACAUUGAUAAAAUUGGAUGCUGAUAAAAAAUUGCAUAAGAAGAAGAUUAUAGAUAUCAACUUGGAUUCUAUACCAAAUAAAAAUAAAUACUUUAAAUAUGAAGACAGUAUAUCGAAUUGUACCCUCAGUACUGGGAAAAUAGUAAAAAUCGAAGAAAAUAUGCAGGAAAAAAAAUUGCACAAACCAGUAAUUCCAGAUUUUAUUAAAAGGAAAAAUAUUUAUGCACACAUUAAUGAGAAUAAAGAAAUAAUUAGGAAAAAGAGAAAAAGGAUAAUAAACAAGUUUCGAACAUAUUUCGGUGAUUGUUUGAGUGUCAGUGAAGAUGAACAAGAACAAAAUAUUUUACGGAAAAGAUUUAAAAUAAGAAGAAAAAAGUAUUCUUGCGAUUCUGAAGUAUAUAUUAUUGAAAGAAGUACAACUAUGACUGAUACAGAAAUUCUAAACGAUAUUCAGGAAACUGUAACACCUGACUUAACAAUGCAAAAAUUUAAUGAAAAUGCUUCUCAGAAAAUUAUUGAUAUAAUUCAUGAAUUAAAUGAAGUUACUACUGAUAUAAACAUUGAAACUAAUCAAGUUAAAAAUGCAAUAAAUUUUAAAGAAAUUGAAAAUAAUAAAUUACAAAAUAGCACAGAUGAAAAUAAAAUAUACAGUGAAACGAAGAAAGAUAAAUUAUCUCAAGAUAUGUUGAUUAAUAUGUCUGAGAAGGAUAAUCUUAAA